This is a messenger RNA of Eimeria necatrix, 1264 nucleotides long. RefSeq lists its product as hypothetical. Gene Ontology annotation, cellular component: cytoplasm; nucleus. The record is from RefSeq and is a predicted model, not a curated record. Lineage: Eukaryota; Apicomplexa; Conoidasida; Eucoccidiorida; Eimeriidae. The annotation marks the transcript as partial. Gene Ontology annotation, molecular function: phosphatase activity. Gene Ontology annotation, biological process: DNA damage response. The transcript has 3 exons.
AUGCCAUCUUCGCCUUUAUCCGGGCCCGGGGGGGCCCCCGGGGCAGCAAAAGAGGCUGCGGGGGGGGGGGCCCCCGGGGGGCCCCCCGGGGGCCCCCUGGGGGGGCCCCCAGAACUCCGAGAACACUUUCGAAGGGGCCCCAAUGACUUCUGUUUUGUUUACAGCAAAAAGGAUUUGCCCCCAGAACCCUCAGACCCUUCUCUUCCCCCCCAAAUAACUAGCGAAGUCCCGGGCACAUUCGCAAACGACUCUCUAGUCCGUCGAAUCCCAAACGAAAUCAUCGGCAGAAUCUUCACAGAAAACGAAUCUUAUUUGCUGCAGCACCCCCGCAGCAAAGAGCUGCUGCUGCUGCUGCAGCAGGACAUGCGCGCAGCAGACAGUACCCCCGUGAAGCCCGUCGAGUGUUUCGGGGGGCCCCCGGGGGGCCCCCCAAGCCAGUGCCAACAUAGGGGGGCCCCCGGGGGGCCCCCCUGUGGGUACUGCAGCUACUGCGAGGCCCUUGAUGUUACUUUUUGGAAUGAAGUGUUGUUGGGGGAUUUUAUAAAAAAGAAAACUCCUUUAAGUCGAAUUCCCUGGAUUCUGGCGGAGGUUUACUGCUACAGGCGCAUGCUGCACGCGUUUGACUUUUACAACACUCUGUAUGACCCUUUUGCCCGUCAGAAGGCAGCAGCUCUUUCGACUGCUGCUGCUGCUGCUGCUGCUGCUGCUUACGCGCAGCAGGUGGUGGCGCUGCAGCAGCAGGUGCAGCAGCAGCAGCAGCAGCACGGCAGCGUAAACCCUAGAAGCUUCAAGAAGCAGCUUCGUGCUGCAGUGCUGACUUCUCUUGAGGGCAACGCGGGGGACUUGUCUCUGUGGCCGAAAGCCCUAGCAGCAGACCCCCAGCAGCAGCAGCAGCAGCAGCAGCAGCAGCAGCAGCAGCAGCAGCAGGAGCGCGAAGCAGCCCGCCAGGAGCAGCAGCAGGCGACUCCGGAGUGGCUUCUGGCGGACGACUUUGAGCUGUUUUUCUCCGACUUCUGCUGCGGCUCCAACACCAGCAGCAGCAGCAGCAGCAGCAGCAGCAGCAGCAGCAGCAGCAGCAGCAGCUGCCUGCUGUGGACGGACAACGCGGGGGAAGAGCUGCUGGCCGAUCUGCUGCUGGCCUCCGUUUUGCUGCUGACCAAAACCACCGCGAGGGUUUUCAUUUGUUUAAAACACCAACCCACUUAUGUGUCCGAUGCAACAAAAGUGGACUUGCUGCAAACCCUCGACUGGCUGCAGCAGAAAG